Molecule: messenger RNA, 4995 nt
Organism: Polypterus senegalus (gray bichir)
Lineage: Eukaryota; Metazoa; Chordata; Cladistia; Polypteriformes; Polypteridae
Gene: chst3a
Product: carbohydrate (chondroitin 6) sulfotransferase 3a
Exons: 4
Coding region: 777-2099 (440 amino acids)
Biological process (GO): N-acetylglucosamine metabolic process; carbohydrate metabolic process
Cellular component (GO): Golgi membrane
Molecular function (GO): N-acetylglucosamine 6-O-sulfotransferase activity; chondroitin 6-sulfotransferase activity
Source: RefSeq, a predicted model, not a curated record
UAUUAAACUAAUAGCUCUUCUUUUGCGCACUCAGGCGACCUGCUGUACUGCGUGCGUGCGUGAUGUGUGCGAUGCUGUGAUCAUUAUCUUAAGCAGAGCGAAACAAAAGAAAGUACAAGCGCAUACACACAUCUCCACAUGGAAGAGAGGCACUGCCUCGUGGAUGAUAACGAUUAAAGCAUGUAACUUUGCUUCGUACCGAUUACUUUAAUGCCUUAUUGAGAUUCAAAGUGGACCACGACCUGCGCGAGGAACGGGAUGCAUUUUUUAGUCUUUCUGCGAUCAAGGAUCAAACUUCUACUUCGAUCAUUUUAUCUUUGAGUGACGUGCACAGUUAGCAGGAAAUCUUUUAAUGAUUACAUUCUUUUCACUUUAAAAUUUGAAUGAAAAUAGUGAUCCGAGGGAUGUGUUAAUUCUUUGCAGCUGGCGGAGAACCUGAAAGUCUGGACUUCUGUUAACUUCUUUGAAUGAUGGGUAGUGUUUUAAUGGAAUUCUUGUAAUUCUUCUCAUGGAAGAAUUGGCACCAGCACCUGAUGCUUCACUUCUAUGAGCAUAUUUCAAAUUUUGGAUUUGAUAAAAUAUUUUAAAAGUAGCUGCUUUUAAAAUUUCAAGAUUUUUCAUGGAUGCUGCUUCAGUUUUGAAAGAAACCAGGCACAGAACAACACGCACAAUUUUUAAAUCCUGAAUCUCCAUCUAAUUAACAGGAGGCAGUUUGGUGGGACCCUAAAUGACUAAAACAUUAAUAGCAACAAACUGUACCAGAAAACCAGCCAAGGAUGAGGAACAAAUACACAUUUUUUAUAGCAUUUGUUGUGGUCUUGGUCAUUAUUGAAAAGGAAAAUAAUAUAAUUUCAAGAGUAUCAGAUAAGCUUACACUGAGGCAAAACCCACAGUCUCCCAUUGAGUACAAUGAAUCCAUUAACAUUAUGUACAAAGAGAAUUCUUCCUACUUGUCCCUCAGUGAAUUGGACUCUGCAUUCCAACGAUUCAAAGACCGCCUGGAUAACUACACUCUUCGUUUCCAGGGUCAACAAGGAAAUUAUAUACCCAUCCCAAAAAAGCAUAUUCUUCUUCUGGCUACAACAAGAACUGGAUCUUCUUUUGUUGGCGAGUUUUUCAAUCAACAGACCAAUACAUUUUAUCUUUUUGAGCCUUUGUGGCAUGUGGAGAACACAAUAGCAUUUGAUUCAGUGUUUUCAAAUCUAUUUGCUACAUCAGUUGUCUACCAGGAAGUUUUGCAACAGCUUUUUCUAUGUGAUUUCCGCAUUUUGGAAAACUUUAUGGUUCCAGUGCCAGAAGAGCAUAUCACAACUUCUUUGUUUCGACGAUGGUCCAGCAAGUCACUUUGUGAAGAUCCAGUGUGCACUCCUAUAGUGAAGAGAGUCUUUGAGAGGUACCAUUGCAAGAACAGACGCUGUGCUCCUCUAAACUUGACAUUAGCUGCAGAGACUUGCCUUACUAAGGCUCAUGUGGCCAUCAAAACAGUACGGCUUCGCCUAUUAGAAUCUAUGCGUACUUUGAUUGAAGAUCCUCGAAUGGAUAUCAAAAUAAUCCAACUCGUACGUGACCCAAGAGCUGUCUUAGCAUCCAGAAUGGUUGCUUUUUCAAAUAAGUAUGCCAGCUUUAAGAAGUGGGCAGAAAAUGAAAAAGAAGCUAUAGAAGAUGAGGAGAUAAUAAAAAUAAAAAACAACUGUGAUAAUAUCAGACUUUCAGCAAUGCUUGGCUUGAGUCAACCAUCCUGGUUAAAGAAUCGAUAUAUGCUGGCCCGUUAUGAGGAUAUAGCCCAAUUCCCCAUUCAGAAAGCAGAAGAAAUGUACAGAUUUGUUGGAAUUCCAUUUACAUCAGAGGUGAAAGACUGGAUUACUAGAAACACAGAUGUGGAUAAGGGCAGCAGCGGUGUGUAUUCGACUCAUAAAAAAUCUUCAGAACAGUUUGACAAAUGGAGGUUCAGUGUACCUUUCAAAGUGGUUCAGGUUGUUCAGAAUGUCUGUGGUUCUACAAUGGAUUUAUUUGGUUAUAAACAUGUCAAUGAUAGUCAGGCUCUUACUAACAAAUCUGUCAGUUUAUUGGAAGAGAAGAGCUUUCAUUUUACAUUCUAAUAAGACUUUGGAAUGAUAAUAUGAAAACAUAAUUUCCAACAAUGAUGAUACAGAGAGAAAAAGAAAAAAAACAUUAGUUACCAAACCAAAUAAAUAUAAGCAAAUACAAAAAUCCUAGUGUUUUGCAUAGAUCUGAAGUAGGUCAUAGAGUGAUUUUAAAGUUUAUUACUAUCAUGAAUAACAAAAAAUAAAAUUGUGAGAAGUCCCAGACAAACUUAUAUGGUGAAAAACUGAACUGAACCCUGAACUAAACUGAUCUCCUUUGUGUGUUGAUUGUAUCGAUUAUCUUGUCAUCUCACCCUUCUAACAUGUUUAUCUAAUUCUUGUUUAAUAUUCUUGGGAAAGAGUUUAUUUUGAAAUAUUUAUUUAUGAGGAAAAUAAGAGGGGAUUAAAUGUAUUAAAAUAGAAAUGCUUUUAAUUGUUAUUUUUCUUGAUUUUUUUUUCAUGAAGGGGAAAUAUUUUAUUUGCACAAAUUGAGAUCUUGUUUUUUAUGAGGGACAUAAGAGGGGAUUAAAUGUAUCAAAUCAGAAAUGCUUUUUAAUUGUUAUUUUUCUUGAUUUUUUCAUGAAGGGGAAAUGAUCUAUUUGCACAAAUUGCUGAGAGCCCUGUUUUCUAGAAAGAGAAUUUUAUUGUAUAUGUAAUUUUCCAAAACCUAAGCUUAGACUCAGGAGCCACCUCAGAUUCGGUAGAUAUAGAAAUAUAAAUAUAUAGUCUAUAUUUACCCUGUGAUGAGUUCAGGUUAAUUUAUGAAUUUGUAUAAUCCUACAUCAAAACAGCCCAGAUUAGGUUGAGUGCACUUUUCACAUAAUGUGCGUUAUUUUAAUAUCUUUUAACUUAAUGGAAGAAUUUUUGGAAUGAGAGUAACACUGUGAUUUCUAUUGCAUCUAUAUUUAAAGCAAUAAAUGUUAUGAAUUAAUUAAAAAGGGUUAUGUGUAAAUGGAAGCAAAGUAAAUUCUCUGAAUACUCUUAAGAUUUAAAAAAUUAAAAUGGCAAACCUCAGUGGCUAAUGUAUAUUUUCUCUUCUGCUUGUGUAGGUUUCGGAUUUUUUUAGUUUUUUAUUUUUAGUAGGCAUUGCGUUCUUACAGACAUCCUCAAAACUUCAACUAAUGAAAAAAUGUAAAAAGAAAAGAAAACAAGUAAAGUUUUUCUAGGUUUUUGUUUAGAACUCACAUUUACAAGUAUACAUACGGUAUCUUUUUUUCUUUCUAAUAAUGAAUCUUCCAUUUUUGUAGCCACCAAACACAUUUAAAUAGAUGGCUAUUUGAGGAAAAUGGUUUAUUAUAAUUGCAUUUGUGUCCAGAUGUAAAGUGAACAACUCAAAAUACAAGUAGUGCAUGUACUUGUGAAGAGUAAUCUGUGCCUUUUUACACAUUAAAAUAAAUUUAUAUUCAAAUUUUUGUACAAAGAUUAUAUGGUGCCUUUUUUAACAUUCAGGAGAUAUUGUACUUUUUUACCGUUCAGCCAUGUUUACAUGAUACUGCCUAGACGUACCUUAAACUGUUCCAAGGCAUUUACUGCUUUAAUAAGCAUCAUGUUUCAAUAAGCUGCACCAUAUUAUGAAAAACCUGAGGCCAGUGGCUUGAAUCUAAAAAUGUUAAGUUGGUUUUAGUGAAUUUAGGAGGGCUUCAUAAUCCUUCAGAACUUUGUAAAAAUGUGAAUCAAAAUUCUGGUAUGGUACAAUGAUAAAUUUACAGUAGAAAGUUCAUAUGAUGCCCUUCUCAAAUUGCUCAUCCAGAACCUUUCCCUUCAUACAAAGUAGAAAACCAAGUACCCCACAUUCUUGUAGACUGAGCAAAUCGCUAGUGCUCGAUAUUCAGAAAGGAGAAGUAAAGUCACUGUGUCUGGUUUGUAAGCAAGGUCACUCAGCAUUAUUUACAUUAUUUUCGCUUUGCUUGUCACAGUUUACAGUGAAGGGCAUCCCACUACUAACACCAUAUUAACUGAACUGUGCCACACUACAAUAGAGCAGGUUGUUUUCUUCAUGAAUCUAUUAUCUCACACUUCCCAGCCCACUCAUGGGCAGGAAAAAAUGAGUGAAUUGGCCUUUAAAACUAAAAGAAUGUCCCUGAAGACCUAGAAAGUACUAUUACUCUUCUUGUUUGGGGAUGGUCAUAUUAGUACACCACUUCUGCAACUGUUUAAAUUGCACAUCAUGUUAUGUACAGGACCCUUAACUCGUCAUCAGGGUCUCCAAUUAAGAUUAGUUCAGCUUAAAGCAUGUUAAGUUAGUGGCAUUGCAUUGUAUAGUUUCAGGUCAGACUUUCAUUUUUGGUCAUAAUUAUUAUAGCUUCUAUCUGAUUUUAUACUGUUUCUAUGAAAAUUAAUUCACUGUAAACUUAUAUAGUUGUGCUCAUUGUCAAUUCCCAUUAGUAACAAAAGGCUGAUGGGUUUUUAUGUUGCAAAAAGGCCCUUAGAAAACUUGAAAUGUUUUUGUGAGUAGAUAAUAUAUAAAUCUGAUGUUAGUUUUGAGUUUAACUAUUCACAGUAAAGUAAGAUUGCCCAGGAAAAGGAGCAAGUAGCUGGCUAACCAGCUAGCAGUUAACUUUAGUUAGGAAAUAAUGAGAGUUUUGGAUGUCUUGUUUGUAAGAGAAGUGUUUUGUUUUUUUCUUUAAAUUAUUGAAAAUGUGUGCUUUUUUAUUUUUCUGGUCAAUAAUGUUUUUCAAGCAAGACAUUAAAGAGAAAUGCAAUGUAUGCUAAUUUAUCAGAAAAGAGAGAGUUAAUAAGCUCAUAUAACAAAUGAAUAGUCAUAACUGAAAAAUUCUGCAGCUGGUUUGCAGACUUUAACAGUGUUAGUUUAUUCUGCAGUGUGAUGCCAAAAUCAAUAAAAGUGAAAAAACUGCAAUAAACAAACCUUGUGCCACAAACAUUUUUAAUAAAGAGUAGUGCUUAUUUACAA